AUGUCUCCCAUUCAGGAACCCAGCGUUCCCGCUCUCACGGAAAUGGAUCAAAGGGGGGACGUUGUCUUCGUCGUCGGAACGGCAGUCGAUAACACCCCUGCCCGGAGCUUCCGCGUCUGUUCCCGGACAAUGGCACGCAUCUCCCCCGUCUUUGACCGCAUGCUACACGGCAACUUUGCCGAGUCUAAACCGACAGCACCAAGCUCCGAUCUCAUCGGCCUUUCACCAUCCGGAAUCAACGGAACAACGAUAUCGCCGGCGAAAGAUUGGAUCGUCCACCUUCGCGACGACAGGCCCGAGUCUUUUGACCUACUCGCGAGCAUCGCCCACAGUCAAUUCCAGAGGAUUCCGCGCGCCUUGUCGAUUUCUAAGCUCUACGAACUGACGGUACUGACGCACUACUAUGACGCGACUCCUGUGUUGUCACCUUGGCUGCAAACUUGGGUUUCGGGCAUCGCAGAGUCACCAGAAACGACCAGUAGUAGCAUCGCUGGGCCCGAGGGAGAGCUUUUGAUGCCUAAGUUGCUGUGGAUUUCGUGGGAGCUGGGUCAUAAGCAGCUCUUUGAGUCGACGGCGCGGCGAAUGGUGAUGGAGAGUAGUGGGAAUUUGUUCGGGGACGAGAGCGGGCUUAGCGAGUUGAGUAUGCCGCCGGACGUCAUUGAACGAAUCGCUGCCAUCAGGACGCAGACAAUUCAGUCCAUCAUGGACGUCUUCAGCACUCUGGCAGAGAAGCUCGUCAGCGUAGAUGAAGGGCCUCGGUGGUGCAGACAUGCGUCAUACAUGGGGCCGCACCGGUGUGAGAUCUAUGGCCAAUUCCAGAGGCGGACGACAUCGACGAGAGCGUAUUGA
Molecule: messenger RNA, 849 nt
Organism: Colletotrichum fioriniae
Lineage: Eukaryota; Fungi; Ascomycota; Sordariomycetes; Glomerellales; Glomerellaceae
Source: RefSeq, a predicted model, not a curated record